Nezara viridula (southern green stink bug) is the source of this 1446-nucleotide messenger RNA. Lineage: Eukaryota; Metazoa; Arthropoda; Insecta; Hemiptera; Pentatomidae. The record is from the annotation of a GenBank genome assembly.
AUGGCCGCCACGAGGCCGUUGUGCAAUUAUUUUCGAUUUAAGCAUGUAAAUUUUAGUUUUUUGAAUUUAAGCAACCAAGUACAUAUUCGUUUUAUUCAUAAGUGCUGUGAUCCUAGAUUAACGAGCAGUUUCCUGUUUCGUAAACCAAGAAAAUAUAACAAUUGUCUUGUCGCUUUUUUAGCCCAUUCUACAGAUGGUGGUAAUUCCAAAAGUUUUCAUACCAGCCGACCCUUAUCAAAGAGAGAUUAUUAUGAAAUAUUAGGAAUAAGUAGGAAUAGCGCUGCCAAAGACAUAAAAAAAGCUUAUUACCAGUUGGCUAAGAAGUAUCAUCCAGACACUAAUAAGAAUGAUCCAAAUGCUGCCAAAAAGUUUCAAGAAGUUUCUGAGGCUUAUGAGGUUUUAAGUGAUGAAAACAAAAGGAAACAGUAUGAUCAGUGGGGCACAACUUCUGAACAAAUGGGAAUGGGUGGUGGUGGAGGGCCUCGUGGAGAUAUGGGUGGAUUUAAUUGGCAGUACCGAGCAACUAUUGAUCCCCAGGAACUCUUCAGAAAAAUAUUUGGAGAAACACCUUUUGGAGGAGGGCUUGGAUUUGAUGAUUUUGCUGAGUCAAAAUUUGGUUUUGGAUCAGCAGAAGAGGUUAUAUUAAAACUUACUUUUUCUCAAGCUGCUAGAGGUGUUAAUAAAGAUAUAUUGGUGAACGUUGUAGAAGUUUGUUCAAAAUGUCAUGGCAGUCGUUCAGAACCUGGUACAAGACCAGUUCGUUGUACCUACUGUAAUGGAACUGGUUUCGAAACAAUAUCAACUGGCCCUUUUAUGAUGAGGUCAACUUGUAGAUAUUGCCAUGGGACAAAAAUGAUGAUCAAGUUUCCUUGUACCGAAUGUGAAGGAAAAGGUAGCACAGUGCAAAGGAAGAAAAUAACCAUCCCUGUACCAGCUGGAGUUGAAGAUGGGCAAACUAUAAGAAUGUCAGUUGGACAAAAAGAAUUGUUCGUCACUUUCCAAGUUGAAAAGUCUGAUUAUUUUAGAAGAGAUGAAGCUGAUGUUCAUACAGAUGCAGAAGUUUCAUUAUCGCAAGCGUUGCUUGGAGGUACAAUAAAAAUACAAGGUGUUUAUGAAGAUCAUUUCAUUCAGAUUUCACCUGGGACUGGUUCCCAUACCCGAAUUCGUCUUGGUGGUAAAGGUUUAAAACGUCCAUCUGGAGGAAGUGGGGAUCAUUAUGUUCACAUAAAAAUUAAUGUCCCAAAACAUCUUUCAGAAAAACAAAAGUCACUUGUAGAAUCGUAUGCUAGGCUGGAAGAAGGUACUCCUGGUACAAUUAGGGGAAUUUCUGACAAAGUCAAUGGAAAAGCUUCAGACUCACAAGAACAGCCAAUGGCGGGAUCAGAAGUUAAGACAAAACCAAAACCUGGAAUUUUAGCAAAAUUAAAAAAUGCCAUAUUUGGUUAA